Messenger RNA from Peronospora farinosa, 3033 nucleotides. Lineage: Eukaryota; Oomycota; Peronosporomycetes; Peronosporales; Peronosporaceae. The record is from the annotation of a GenBank genome assembly.
AUGCACCUGGAAAGUGCAGCAACAACUGUCUUAUCGAGCAAGAAACAGGUCAGAAACGUUACAGAGAAAAAGACACAGACCGAUGCAGUCGAGCCAGAGCAAGAACAGGACGUGGACAUACAGCCGACACCGACCUCAGAGAAGAACGAGGAACGCAGUGUCAUUUCCAGUGACGUGUCGCCCCAUGACAGUGACUUUGACUUCUUAACAUCACCUCAUUUGUUGUCGUCACGUGGGUCGAGUGGCGUGUGUUCACCGUCGAAGUUCUUCAAGUCUCCAUUAGGGACAAGUAUCCAGACUUCAAAGACAUUGCAACGUCACAAUGUUGUGCCUAUACGGCUCGCAAAGCCGAAAAGGCUGUUGGAAGCUACUGACUCACUUUGUCAGCAAGAAAAACACAAGAACGUACAGACUACGGACGUGGAGGAAGCUUCGACUGCUGUAAAGUUUGGCAUCGAGCAAGAAAUCGCUGAGGAAAAAAUACAAUUGCCAUCUAAAACCAAUAGUCAGGCAUGCACUACUGCCUCAAUUCUCGAUCCCGACGAUAUUCAUUGCGUUCCCAGUGGAUCGCUGACUACUUUGAACGAGCACGACUCGUUUUUCUCGUUUGCAAAUUCACUUUCCCCACUUAUGGUCGCUGAGGAGUUCGAGACCAGCUUCAUGCCAAUGAAGCUUUCACCACUUGUACCUCGCUCUUAUGAACUGCCAAGAUUACUUCCAACAUUUCGUGAACCGGAUCUAUGUGGUAAUGGAGGCUCUCGCUCAAUAGCUCACGCGUACAGUAACACACCUACGAUUAUCGAGACACCAAAGCAUAAGCCGAGCAGAAAGCGAGGAAUGUCAUCGACUGCAUCAUUAGCCAUCUCAGCUCCCGGAUCUGCAUCGGGAGUGAUGUCUUCAAACUUUUUCGCAGAGUCGUUUCCGAACAUUCAGGCUUCCACGAGUGCAACACCAGGACAAGACGAGCGGUUAAAAGUAGGGAGUUAUAGCGUCAUGAAGUUGAAGCUCCACACGUCAUUUGGACCCUCUCCAUCAUUGCUAGACUCACAUCCUACGCGUGAAUAUCAGGCCAUCAACAAUAGCUUGAAACGGAAGAAGUACAUGCGCCGACGUAAUGCUGAGGACAAGCACCCGCAAGCAUCUUCUUCCAGCAACGUUCAACGUAAAUUGUUGCAAACCCCGGUGAAGUCGUCUACCUUUCCGCGUACUGUCACCCGAUCACCAUUACACCCUUGGAACGGACAAACGUCACAAGCUAGCAUCUUGACGACCGCCACAGCUCAAAAGUUGGUCCCCGGUCAGCAAGCUACUAAGGUCGCUGUCGAUGAGGCGCCUUUGUCUCCACCAGUAACGCACAGGUUGGUUCCAGCGACAGAUCCGAUACCAGCACCAGCCACACCUGUUGGCAAUAUCAAGAAGCGAAAAGCAUCGCAGUGUGUCUCCAUGCCUGCUUCGAUGGCCAAUGUUUUCGAACGGAAGAUGCGAAUAGUGCCGCUCGAUGUUCACCAGGCAGUAGCAUUAGCAGUUACACCUGCGAAGCAAAUCAAGCGAGAGGUGAUAACAACUCCAGACAAGUACAGCAUACUACCAUCACAAAUGAUGCUAACUUGCGAUGCAAGUGACAUGGCUUCGUUCGACAGUAGUAUGCUUCAAACGCCGACGCGCUUUGGAUCAUCCACUUUACUGACGAUGCCGUUGCAGUCAACACCCAAACCUCUGCUAGGUGCUACAGUCAUGGUGAUGCCACCACACGUGUCCAAGAAAGCCCCGUGCAAUUGCAAAAAGUCCAAGUGUCUCAAACUGUACUGUGAGUGCUUCCGCCUUGGAGGCUAUUGCGGCAAAAGCUGUAAUUGUUUCGAUUGUGCCAACACGACCGCGACGGAGGAGGUGCGGCAGCAAGCUAUCGCAUCGCGGUUAGAAAAGAAUCCGAACGCGUUCAAGCCGAAAAUUUGUGCCACACCUGCCGCGGUAGCAUUGGCGAAAGGAGGUGCUCAUCGCUUAUCAGUUGGUGCAUCUGGUGGUAGCCAUGUUUCCACGGGGUCCUUAUUGUCGCCACUUGGUCAAAUGAGCUUUCAACAACAACAGCAAAUUAUAAGUGCGGGUUUGGCGACCACGAAGAUGCAUAAGCACGGAUGUCAUUGCAAAAAGUCAGCUUGUCAGAAGAAGUACUGCGAAUGCUUUCAGGCGGGAGUGUCUUGCGGUGACAACUGCCGAUGCAUUGAUUGUAAGAACCAGACACCGUGCGUAGCACAUGAAAACGGCGUUGCAAGAGCGGAAUCAGCAUUGGGUGGUACACCGUCACGUAUUGCGAACGAGCUUGACGAGACCUUUGUAUCGCCGGUUCUUCAUGGUACUAGGCGGCGGAUGCGCAUUGACCGCAAAACUUGGAAAGAAGACUUUUCAUCACCAUUUGAGGCCUCUCCAGAACGAGAACGCGAUCGAACCGAGCGGUUGCAGUCGAGGCUACUUGCAUCGAGAAGAAUUGGUGCAGGUGGUACUCGGGUGGUGAGAUUAGUGCCGUUCAUAUCCGGAUCUACGCCUCAAGUAAACAAUCAAAGUCAAUCUCUUGAAAAAAUGUCACCGGUUAGAGGACAAGGUGAGGAACAGCGAGGUGGCAGCAAUGAAGCCACUUACAGUCUGCAGGAGCACAAGCUACAGCAAUGGCCUUUUGCGGACAGAAUUGGAAAAGCUGCGUCAUCAGCCGGAGCCGAACAAGUCUUCGUGCUGCCAUUAUUUGGAGCAAAACUUCCUCCGUUGGAAAAUGAUGUUAGUGCAAGAAUCUUUUGCUUCCUCACGAAUGCAGACCUGCACAAUGCAAGCUUGGUGAGUUAUCUCUGGAACCAGGUUGCUCUAGGUGACACCGUCUGGGAUCACGCCAACUUCAUCCCUACGAGAAAAAAUGCUGCAGCCGGACGAUGUUCACGAAAAAAGAAUCAACUGGAGACUCGGAUGACUCUCAAACCUGGAAAGCGAAACCCGAUGAUGGCAAUCAAGCACGAGCAUAACGUUGCCAUGCUCUCGACCCUCAGGUAA